Oryzias latipes (Japanese medaka) is the source of this 1847-nucleotide messenger RNA. RefSeq lists its product as uncharacterized. Lineage: Eukaryota; Metazoa; Chordata; Actinopteri; Beloniformes; Adrianichthyidae. The record is from RefSeq and is a predicted model, not a curated record.
UGCAUUGACUGAAUCUCAGGACAGAGAGAGAAAAAAAAGACAGGAGCUCCCCUGCCAGCUGAGUGGAAGGGACUUUUAAUGCAGCUGCAGCUCUUCAUUCAGAUGCUGAGUGGAGGAGCAGAUGACCAGAGGACGGACACUUUUUCCAGACGCAGCCCUUUUCCAAAGCGAUUUCUUUUCAAGCUAACGUUGAUGCCCGGUGGGGGAUUUUCCUGCCAUCUCAUUUUGGAGGGAAGUCUUGGGUGCGGAGAGAGCGGAUUGCGGCAAGCAGUGCAUCCCGAAUGAUCGGAUCUCAGCAGCAGCAGCAGCUCAUUGUAUGAAAUGCGUCAACCCGAUCCACUUUACACACAUCAGCUCUCCAUUCACGGACUGGUCCCCUCGCACAUUGCUUCAUCAGGUAACCACAUGCGCGGGCCGGUGUCACCGCGCUGAGCCCGCAGACAGCGAAGGGUACCGGGUUCAGAGAGACAAGACUGGUCGGGUAAAAGGCGGACCGGAUGACGGCGAGAACCGUGGAGGCCUCGGGGAUGUCGGUGCACCGCUGUCACGGAGGGUUCCAAGCCAGUAACGGCACCUGCGCAGAGCAGCUCAGCCUUUUUCCGCCGUUCUCCUCCACGCUGGCGCUUCUUGUGCUGGUGGCCGUGCUCGUCGGGAUCAUCCUCGUUUCCUUGGCAACGUUCCACUUCCACAAGAGGAAGCUUCAGAAUAGGAAGAUCCAGCGCGCGCAGGAGGAAUACGAGCGCGACAGUCGCAGCCCCACGCGCGUCGGGGCGAGAGGGGAGCCCGCCAGGCCGUGCGUCAUCGUCCGGCCGGUGAGACGUGAGGAGAAGCUCCUCGUGUGCCAGAACACAGAGAGCGCAGACAGCGCAGCCGUCCACGCUGAGGACAGGCGGGCGCCUCUUGACUGUUAACUUCAGGGAAUGAGACUGUGGAAUAAACAGGAAAAGCAAUAAGGCACAAAGAUCCCCCCCACACACACCCAUUGCCCCUGCUUGUAGAUUAGACGAAAAAAACGCAGAACACGACGCAGACUAGAUGAAACACUAGAAGUGCACACGGUGUGGUCACACAAACACCUUCCUUAUAGUAUUUAGCCAGUAAUUCCUUAUGGGAUUGUGUAAAAUAUUUGCCUGCUUUGACUUUUGGACCUCUCCUUCUUUAAACCUCAAAGAUGUUUAAACUUUAAACCCAUCUUGGGAUGUGACACAUAGUUGCGUUGAAUUAUUAAGAGCUGGUGGCACAACUCCAACCUAAAUGGCUCUCUGAUCUUCCUUGGCAUGUCUUCUGACACACUACCAGUAUAUAGUUAGACUAUAAUGGGUGUUGUGGUGCUGUUAGGCAGUGCAAAACUGCACAUAUGCUAUAGAAAUGGCUUCUUUGUUUGCAUAGUAUUUUUUCUUCAAUUAUAAGUGACUUAGCAUUUUUGCAUACAGUACUGUCCUCCAAUGUCUGCCAGACAUCUGUAGGUAGAGCUCUAGAUGGGAUGCAAGACCUUUUGCUGUAGUUAUAUGCACACAGACCUUUUUUCCUUAAAGUGUCAGAUGAGUAAGUUUUAGUGCUUAUACAGUAUUUACAUUUGGAGUAUUUAUAUCGUAUUCUCUGCUAUAUAAUAAACUGAGAAUUCUUCCAGAGGCUUUCGGUUGAAGCCAGUUUUGAUCCUUCAUAUUGUACAGUGAGCCUGAUAGACAUAAUGUGUCAUUUAUUACAUGAGUUUAUUGUAAAUUUAUGCCAAUAUGCGAGCUGGAAUGUUUUGCAGUAACGUCAUCUUUCUGGAGUUCAUAUAAUCUGCCUUAUCAAAGGAAAACUAUGUGAUAUUGAAAGUUUAUAAAUAAAUGCAUAGUAACUGA